Suillus paluster is the source of this 1551-nucleotide messenger RNA. RefSeq lists its product as uncharacterized. Bases 1 to 1551 code for a protein of 516 amino acids. The record is from RefSeq and is a predicted model, not a curated record. The transcript has 3 exons. Lineage: Eukaryota; Fungi; Basidiomycota; Agaricomycetes; Boletales; Suillaceae.
AUGGACCAUCACACCGCUCAGAUGGGUCAAAUGUCCACUACCCACACCACCCACCCCAAUGCCUCAGCCUCAGCCUCCCAGAAUGAGCCUCAGCCUCACCCCCAGUCCCAGCCUUAUUUCCCACUGUAUCCUCCCGAAAUGUAUGGUAAUGUUGCAACUGGGUCGGCUCCCAAUGCAGGGUACCAAAUGGCGAAUCCCGCGUUCGACGCUGGAAUUCCUGCGUAUAUUCAUCCUCUGGCUACCACUUAUCCUUCCCAGCAGCCGUUCCAACCAUCCCAUUACCCCCACCCCGUCCUCCCCCCUCAUGUGUAUAGUGGGUAUGCCCCGCCCACCCAGCCUACGAAUGUAGCGACAUCUUAUGCUCCUCCUAUACAAGCUGGUAUUGCUCCUGCAGUAGCUGUGCGACCUCGAGUCGCGAUUCCCCGUCUGCAACAGGCUGUUGCUGCUGCACCUGAGGCUUCAGCUACGCAACCACAACCUCCCGCAGCCCCUCAAGACGUGAUAAAUCAACUUUUGAACUCCUACACACCCGAACAAAUUGCUACGUUCAUAGCGGCGGCGCAACACGUAUACGGGACCGACACACAGGUAUCAGGCGCCUCCUCUCCUGCUCCCUACGGCAUGCUACCUCAGAUCCAGGUAACCGAUUACAACCAACACGUCGGCCCUUCCAACCGAUUCAUGCCGCAGGUGGCAUCUGUAGGCUCAUCUGGCGGAACUGUGCAGCGCGGGAAGCGCAAGGCGGUUGAUAGUAAUGGUGGCAGGGUACCAAAGAGAAACAGUCGCAUUCCCGCCAAUCAGGACCCUGAUUUUAGAUAUUUCGACACGCGGGAAGGAAAACACAGGUACCAAUGCCAACGUGUUCAGUGCGGCGGCAAAGUGAUGCAGGGAAGCAACGUGCAUAAACAUAGAGAAAGCAACAAGCAUCAGGGACGCAGCGAUCACUUGCCAUGCGCAACCUGUGGCAAAUUCUUUAGUCGUUCUGAUAGUCGGUCGCGUCACAUUGCGUCGGGAACGUGUGACAGAGACCAGGCCAGAGCUGAAGCGCUUCGUGCAAGUGCACCUACUACAUUGACCACCAGUAGCUUCGCGUCUCUGCCCCCUACCACCGUGCCCUCAGGUGAAUUCACCUUCCAGGUGGCAGGACCUGCUAUGAACUCGGUGCCCCAACAAGCCCCGCCCAUGCCGGUGGUCGCCCAUAACUUCCCAUACACCCCCGCUGCACAAUUCACCGCAAGACCUGCACCGAGCUCGGUGACCCAACAAGCGCCCUUCCCUGUGAUUGCCCACGACUUUUCGUUCUUGCCCACUACGCAAUCUAGCGUCCAGGCGCCACCUGAACCAAGUUCGGUGACCCAUCAAGCACCCUUCCCUGUGAUUGCCCAUGACUUUUCGUUCCUGCCCACUCCGCAACCCAGCGCCCAGGCGUCACCCGAACCAAGCUCUUUGCCCAAGAAAUUCUCCGCAGCGCCUCCCUUACCGGUUACGGCGGGAGAUUUCUCAAUCAUCCCAGCGGAUGAAGAUAAAGAUGACCUCUUUGGCUCUCCGUAG